AUGCUCAGAGACACGAUGAAGUCCUGGAGUGACAGCCAGUCAGACCUCUACAGCAGUGACCAGGAGGAGGAAGAACAGAUGAUUUUUGGAGAAAAUGAAGAUGAUUUGGAAGAGAUGAUGGAUUUAAGUGACUUGCCUACCUCACUCUUUGCUUGCAGUGUUCCUGAAGCUGUGUUUGAGGUGCAGGAAGAAAAGGAAAGAUUUGAAGCACUUUUCACAGUCUACGAUAACCAAGUUACAUUCCAGUUGUUUAAAAGUUUUAGAAGAGUGAGGAUAAACUUCGGCAAUCCAGAGGCAGCAGCAAGAGCACGGAUAGAACUGCACGAGACUGACUUCAAUGGAAAAAAGCUGAAGCUGUACUUUGCACAGGCGCAGGUAUCCAGUGAAAUAGGGGACAAGUCCUACCUCCUUCCUCCACAGCCUGUUAAACAGUUCCUGAUAUCACCGCCUGCGUCUCCCCCAGUUGGAUGGAAACAGAGUGAAGAUGCAACUCCCCUGAUAAACUAUGACUUGCUCUGUGCUGUCUCCAAGUUGGGACCAGGGGAAAAGUAUGAGCUUCAUGCAGGAACAGAAUCGACUCCGAGUGUAGUUGUCCAUGUCUGUGAAAGUGAGACCGAAGAGGAAGAUGAAAUAAAGAAUCCCAAGCAGAAGAUCAUGCAGACAAGGCGCCCAGACCCGCCUGCAACAAUUCUGAAUGAGUCUAAAGCAUUCGAUUGUGCGCUGGAGGUAGGGGGCACUAUGCACUGUUAA
This is a messenger RNA of Mesitornis unicolor (brown roatelo), 750 nucleotides long. It is a transcript of the gene RCAN3, whose product is annotated as RCAN family member 3. Gene Ontology annotation, molecular function: nucleic acid binding; calcium-dependent protein serine/threonine phosphatase regulator activity. Gene Ontology annotation, biological process: calcium-mediated signaling. The coding region runs from base 1 to 750 and encodes 249 amino acids. NCBI's taxonomy places the organism in Eukaryota, Metazoa, Chordata, Aves, Mesitornithiformes, Mesitornithidae. Gene Ontology annotation, cellular component: cytoplasm; nucleus. The record is from RefSeq and is a predicted model, not a curated record. The transcript has 4 exons.